UACUAGAUAUUGAUUCUGUUAGUACAUUUACUAUGCUCCUUGAAGCACUUAACUAUAUCAAGAAGGGGGGACCAGGGAAGAUUUCAACUUCUAGUGGACUGAUAUUGAACAUCAGUGAUACUUUGCAUUACACUACAUCUUGGUAUCAAAUCUAUGUAGCUGUUCCUAAGGCUGUUAUUGAUCUAGUCACUAGAUAUUUAGCUCUAGAGUGGGGCAUAGACUAUGAUAUUAAGGUAAAUAGUAUUGCUCAAAGCAGCAUAGGUGACACUGCUAGCAUGCAUAAACUUGGACUGAAGGAGAUAAGCAAUAAGAGCAGAGAAUACAUGCCUCUGUACAAACUUAGGGAGAAAUAUGAUAUUGCCAUGGCUGCUCUGUACCUUGCGUCAGAUGCUGGUUGGUGGCCUGAUGCUUUUUAG
Molecule: messenger RNA, 416 nt
Organism: Capsicum annuum
Lineage: Eukaryota; Viridiplantae; Streptophyta; Magnoliopsida; Solanales; Solanaceae
Product: peroxisomal 2,4-dienoyl-CoA reductase [(3E)-enoyl-CoA-producing]-like
Exons: 2
Biological process (GO): fatty acid catabolic process
Molecular function (GO): 2,4-dienoyl-CoA reductase (NADPH) activity
Source: RefSeq, a predicted model, not a curated record